Molecule: messenger RNA, 2125 nt
Organism: Jaculus jaculus (lesser Egyptian jerboa)
Lineage: Eukaryota; Metazoa; Chordata; Mammalia; Rodentia; Dipodidae
Gene: Acp2
Product: acid phosphatase 2, lysosomal
Exons: 11
Coding region: 73-1347 (424 amino acids)
Biological process (GO): dephosphorylation; lysosome organization
Cellular component (GO): lysosome
Molecular function (GO): acid phosphatase activity
Source: RefSeq, a predicted model, not a curated record
CGGACGCAUCCGGGCGGCUGCAGCAGGUGCCGCCUAAGGCGUUCCGUGCACUUUGCUGCACACCCUUCAGCGAUGAUGGCGGGCAGACAGUCCGGUCGGAGCCGAGCGGUUCUUCUCCCCUACCUUCUGGGCUUAAGCCUGAUGGUGAUGCCAUCCGUACAGGCCCGGAGGCUGCGUUUUGUUACCUUGCUGUACCGACAUGGAGACCGGUCACCAAUGAAGACAUAUCCCAAGGACCCCUAUCAGGAAGAACACUGGCCCCAGGGAUUUGGUCAACUAACCAAGGAGGGGAUGCUACAGCAUUGGGAGCUAGGCCAGGCUCUGCGACAGCGUUAUGAGGGCUUUCUAAACACUUCUUACCACCGACAAGAGAUCUAUGUGCGAAGUACAGACUUUGACCGUACUCUCAUGAGUGCUGAGGCCAACCUGGCUGGACUCUUCCCUCCCAGUGAGAUGCAGCAUUUCAACCCUAACAUCUCAUGGCAGCCUAUCCCUGUCCAUACUGUGCCCGUCUUUGAGGACAGGUUGCUGAAGUUCCCACUGGGCCCUUGUCCCCGUUACGAGCAGCUGCAGAACGAGACCCGGCAGACGCCGGAGUAUCAGAACAGGACUGUUCAGAAUGCACAAUUUCUGGAAAUGGUGGCCAAUGAGACAGGGCUUACAGACCUGAACCUAGAGAGCAUCUGGAAUGUCUAUGACACACUCUUCUGUGAGCAAGCACAUGGGCUGUUCCUGCCACCCUGGGCCUCACCUCAGACCAUGCAGCGUCUGAGCCAGCUAAAGGACUUCGGCCUCCGCUUCCUGUUUGGGAUCCACGAGCAAGUAGAGAAGUCCCGGCUUCAAGGGGGAGUUCUCCUGGCUCAGAUACGGAAGAACCUGACCCUAAUGGCCACCACCUCUCAACUCCCUAAGCUCCUGGUUUAUUCUGCGCACGACACCACUCUAGGUGCUCUGCAAAUGGCCCUGAACGUCUACAAUGGUAAACAAGCGCCCUAUGCGUCCUGCCACAUCUUUGAACUGUUCCGGGAAGACAAUGGGAAUUUCUCAGUUGAGAUGUACUUUUGGAAUGAAAGUAAGAAGGACCCCUGGCCACUGAUCCUGCCCGGUUGCCCACAUCGCUGUCCACUGCAGGACUUCAUUCACCUCACGGAGCCUGUCAUACCCAAAGACUGGCAGAAGGAGUGCCAACUAGCAAGUGAUACUGCAGACACAGAGGUGAUCGUGGCUCUGGCUGUCUGUGGCUCCAUACUGUUCCUUCUCAUUGUACUGCUUCUCACUGUCCUCUUCCGGAUGCAAGCCCAGCCUCCUGGCUACCACCACGUUGCAGACAGGGAAGACCAUGCCUGACAACCACUCAGCCCCCUUCCCUCUGCCUCCUAGGGGAAGUGGGCUGGGCCCCUGGGCCUGACUGUUGCUGCUCCCUAGUCCAUGGACCAGAGACUUAAGGUGAAACCUCCCUGAUUAUCCAAGCCCAAAUAAGUGGGGCUGAGCAUUCACAUGCCUGAUGUUUACCAAGUACUGUGUUGGACAUGGUUUUCUCCAAUUGGGAUUUGUCUCUUCCAUACUUCCUAAGCAUGUGAGAUAGUCAAGCAUUCAGGUUUCACUCAGGACCUGGAUUAAAAACAACAAACAAAACCACCAAGAAGGAACUGGUGCUGACCUGCCUUGCUCUUCCACCAAGCCUGCUUUCUCUUCUCAUCUAGUGUUCAGCAAAUGACCAGAGGACAUUGUCUUGCCUCUGAGUGCUUACAGAAGGGAAAACUGCACAUCACUGGGGGUACAAAAAUUGGCUGCCAAGGAACUGGCCCACCCAGCGACCAGCCAGCCAGGUUGUCUUUUGCUGAAGCUCCUGCCUCUGCUCUAAUGAUACUUCCGGCACCUUUAUUACACCUCAGUGUGAACAAGUGUCUUGGGCAGGUCUGAAGGAUAUUUAUACUUCCAGGGAGGGAGUCGGGGGAGACGAGAGGGAGUGAAUCACACAGAAUCAUGGAAUUACUCUCUCAGCUGGGCUGGGCUGGGCUCUCCAAGAACCUAAGAGGUAAAUGCAGUGGUGAGUUGGACGGACCCUGACUGUGGCCCAGGACAGUGCUGAAGCAGAUCUAAGAAUGAAGUUUUGAACUGUGAA